Aspergillus melleus is the source of this 846-nucleotide messenger RNA. Its product is annotated as tyrosine-protein phosphatase. Gene Ontology annotation, molecular function: phosphoprotein phosphatase activity. The record is from RefSeq and is a predicted model, not a curated record. Gene Ontology annotation, biological process: dephosphorylation. The coding region runs from base 1 to 846 and encodes 281 amino acids. The transcript is spliced from 3 exons. Lineage: Eukaryota; Fungi; Ascomycota; Eurotiomycetes; Eurotiales; Aspergillaceae.
AUGAAACCAUCCGUCACUUCCAAACUAGAUCUCCUCCUUCCCAAUAAGCUCCUCGACUACCCAUCCCCCUCAUCAUCCCGCCUCCUCAAUGUGCCCGGUGUGCAUAAUCUACGUGACCUCGGCGGUCUACCAACCCGUUUUGGUCGCAUCAAACGAGGAAAGGUCUUCCGUAGCGCUCAGCCAGGCACCAUCACGCCCGCCGGAGCACAAGCUCUACGAAGUCUAGGUAUCAAGACGAUCUUUGAUCUUCGCUCCAAAGGAGAAGCCGAGGCCCUUGACCCUUCGUUGCGGGUCAAACAGGUAAACGGUAUACGGAGGGUAGCGGUGCCUGUGUUUGCUCGACAUGGUAGUUCAAGAUCUAGGAUCAAGAGCUAUGCAAUGGGGGAGACUGGCUUCCGAAAAAAAUACCGCGAUAUCCUAACCUCCGGCGGUCUCGCAUUCCGUCCCGUACUGCAGGAUAUCCGUGACAAUGGCUCCUCCGGAUGUCUAUUCCACUGUACCUUGGGACGAGACAGAACGGGGAUCCUGUCGGCAGUGAUACUGGCUCUUGUAGGCGUGGAUGACGCGACGAUUGAGCUGGAUUACUGUUUGUCGGAUCAGGGAUUGGCGGACUGGCGGCCUGCUUUGAGGGGGAUUGUGCUCAGGAUGGAGCCGGGGCUGUUUGGAGUGGGGGAGGUGGAGAACAUCUUGAGCGUUAGAGCAUUGAGGUUGACAGAUACAUUGGGGUUCAUGAGGCGGAGGUACGGUAGCGUCGAGGGGUAUGUGAGGAGCUGUUGUGGGUUGGACGAGGGUGAUAUUGAAGCCAUUAGGGGGAAUCUUCUUGAGAAGAGCGGGAUCUCAUUUUGA